CAUACGUGCCUAGCCAUCUCCCUUCCUAUAUACCACCUCAGUAGUAGCGAGCGUGGGGAGACGGGGGAAAGAGAGAUCGGUCUCGCCAUAAUGCGCACACCACUUUUUCUCUUCACCAUCGUUGCGGCGGCGGCGGCGGUCGCCGCGGAAGCACAGGUCCAGACCCUUGGCGAGCUCUUGCGUUAUGACUCUGGGACGCAGGUACCUCUAGUUGACCCCGAGGUUGACCGCGGCACGCCGGAGAGCGCGGUACCGGAAACGCAGACACUCCCCGUCUCCUGCGGCGCCUGUGAGGCUACGCUUUUCCAGCUCAAACUAGCUGCUACGCGAGGUGACGAUUUCUUCGUCACAUUGGCGACGGCGGCAUGUAAACGACUGAAGAUUGCGGACGAUGACGUCUGUGAGGGAUCUAUUGCUCUUGAAGGUCCUAUUAUAGCGAAGAGUCUCCGGGGCUUGCACAUUGGGUCCAAGACGUCGAGGCUCAUUUGUGUCGCGCUGUUUGGCAUGUGCUCGUUCCCCGAGAUAGAGAAACAUGAAUUCGCUUUUCCGUCACCAAAGCCAAAGACCCGGAGACCGAAACCAAGUGGGCAGCGCCCACUGCGCGUUGUUCAUAUUUCCGAUAUUCAUAUUGAUCCUUGGUAUACUGAGGGGGCUGAUACAAAUUGCACGAAGUUCAUUUGUUGUAGAAGUUACUCUGAUGAACCCGCUCCUGGACAUACGUUCCAUCCAGCCGGGCCCCACGGCGAGCACACAUGUGACUCACCAGUAAGCUUGGAAAUGAGUAUGUAUGGAGCUAUACGAACACUGGUACCUGAUGCGGCAUUCGCGCUCUUUACUGGUGACAUUGUUGACCAUGCGGUUUGGAAUACUACAACCAUACAGAACACUUUUGACGUGACUGAUGCCUACACGCGUAUGGCUGAUGCAGGUUUUCUGGUAUAUGGAACUGCAGGGAACCACGAGGCGUCCCCGGCAAACUCGUACCCACCAUUAUCAGUGAGCUCCUCUACGCAAUGGCUUUACGAUGUUUUAUCCACUUCAUGGACGAGAUGGGUUGAGCCUCGUGCUGUUCACACGGCAAGGAAGUUUGGCGCAUACUCGACGAAAUACCCCGGCGGCAACUUGCGCAUCAUAUCACUUAACACGAAUCUUUUCUACGUACAUAAUUACUGGUUGUAUGAAGAGCCGAUGGAAAUAGACGCAAGUGGACAGCUCGCCUGGUUGAUAGACGAGCUAGACGCGGCCGAGAAACUGGGCGAGAGAGUGUAUAUCAUUGGGCACAUGUCCUUUGGUGCGCGAGAUGCAUUUCAUGAUGCAUCAAAUUAUCUUGAUCAAAUCGUGAACCGUUACGAAGCUACCAUUGCUGGCUUAUUCUUUGGACACACCCAUUUCGACGAGUUUGAAAUUUCAUAUUCUAACUACAGCCAACGCGUUGCCGAGAACGCUGUCGCCGUGUCCUUGAUAGGGCCCUCCAUGACGCCCACGUCAGGUCAUCCAGCCUUUCAAGUCUAUGAUAUAGAUCCCGUUACAUUCGGAGUUCUUGAUGUUACGACGUACUUUGCGAAUAUGAGCGAUUCCUCAUUCCAGUCUGCAGAGGGCCCAGUCUGGACGAAAUACUAUUCAGCUCGAGAGACAUAUGGUGCCCUUGUCAACCCGCCUCUCGCACCCUUGGAGAUCGAGGAAGGUAAGACGAAGGAAAGAGCCAGGGAGUUGGACCCUUCGUUCUGGCAUGAAGUGACUGAAAAGUUCGAGGAGGAUCCAGCAGCUCUUGACGGGUUCAUGGCUAGGAAACGCAGGGGUUGGCUACCAAAUGGAUGCGGUGAUGACGCAUGCCGGAGUGCCGAGAUAUGUAAGCUCAGAGCUGGGAGAGCGCAGGACAAUUGCAUUCCGCCUGGCUUUAUUCGCCUGGUUGGUCGACUGGCCGAAGGCGUCCCUGCCACUCGUGGUACAAAGCUUGGGGAGCGCCUGGAGUGCGGCGGCUCAGUGUUGGCCGACACACUGGGAACUGUUGCGGACGAUGCUGAGAUGCGUGUAUGGUUGGAGAUGCUUAUAAAUGGUGAUGAUAAUGGCCGCAUAUUAUGAUAGAUAGAUUACAUUUUUGAUAUGUACACUAGAUAAGCAAUGGUCACACACCAAGUCACAAGUCACAGGCCACGAGGCCACAGGGUGACUUCGACAUUAUACUAGUGUUGUCCGCCGUAUAUCCCCCUUCAGAUAAAAUUAAUAGUCACAAGGGUGACAGAUGUAUUCAUCUAGGUAGCCCUGAGAACGUAUAUACAACUACAAUGAACGGCCGAUUCUCUCUUCACCUUGAACGAGGUAUUAGUUAGCUGGGUUAGUCUACAUCGUGAGACCCAGUUUUUCAGAGUAGUAUCAAGGAAGCCGGGGGUAAGCUUGAGGCUGU
Messenger RNA from Xylaria bambusicola, 2404 nucleotides. RefSeq names its product Metallo-dependent phosphatase-like protein. Gene Ontology annotation, molecular function: sphingomyelin phosphodiesterase activity. The record is from RefSeq and is a predicted model, not a curated record. NCBI's taxonomy places the organism in Eukaryota, Fungi, Ascomycota, Sordariomycetes, Xylariales, Xylariaceae. The coding region runs from base 91 to 2082 and encodes 663 amino acids. Gene Ontology annotation, biological process: sphingomyelin catabolic process. The transcript is spliced from 6 exons.